This is a messenger RNA of Patiria miniata (bat star), 414 nucleotides long. RefSeq lists its product as uncharacterized. The record is from RefSeq and is a predicted model, not a curated record. The transcript is spliced from 2 exons. NCBI's taxonomy places the organism in Eukaryota, Metazoa, Echinodermata, Asteroidea, Valvatida, Asterinidae. The coding region runs from base 1 to 414 and encodes 137 amino acids.
AUGAACGUUCGAACGAUCAGGGAGGUUUCGAGAGCCAAGGAGCUAGCAGAGGCGAUGAGGAAGCAGAGAGUCGCCGUGUGUGGAGUGCAGGAGCAAAGGAGGGUGCAUAAAGAAGACAAGAAGGGGGGUUUGGACAUUACAAUGGUAGAUGAGUACCAACUCAUCACGGCAUCAGCAUGGAGGAAUGAGGCUCAGGUCAUCCUUGCUUCUUUCAGCAAUCCAACCCUGACCAUCGUGGUUGCCUACGCGCCAACACUCGAUGCGAAGAGCGAGGAGAAGGAUUACUUCUACAACGACCUCAGGCACGCAGUAGAGGCCGUCCCAGUCCACAACUUCCUGUGCAUUCUUGGCGAUUUCAACGCUAGAAUCGGACAGGAGGAUGCUACAUUCACCUAUUAUCUGGAAAAAAAAUAA